CUCUCAAUAUGAACUCUACAAUCUCGCAGGAUCUCCAAGGUUAUUAGUCGUGUGUGCGGCGGUCGCGGUGGUCGUGACUAGGGUGCUGCAGUCGUGACUUUCGCCUUCAGUAAGGCAGGAGCUUGAGAGCAUUGCAGUUAUUUGAGGCCACGAUGGAUCAAGCCAGGACAACAAUUUCAAAAAUUUUCAAUGGGGAGCCACGCUCCUACACUCGCUUUAACCUGACCCAGAACAUGGAGGGUGACAACAGCCAAGUGGAGAUGAAGCUGUCAUCUGAUAUGGAUGAGGAAGUGGAGGCUAAUGGUGUUGGGGAAACCAUAAACCAACAUAAUCGUCCGUAUCACCCCAGCAAACUGAACCAGCGUUCUCCCAAAACCGUCUGCGGAUUUGUCAUCGGCAUUCUGUUCCUCUUCAUUAUUGGAUACCUCAUUGGUUACCUGUCUAAUCGAAGCACAGAGAAAACAGAAAUCAAGCCAGAUUGUCCGGUCUCUAAUGAGUUUGCCCCAGUGGUAGCAGAACCAGUUUAUUCAUUAGACUGGAGUGAUCUCAAGGCAUUGCUAAAAAAGAAACUGACAACUGCCAACAUUAACAGCAACCUCAAGGAAUUCUCUAGUACCAGUCACCAGGCAGGAAGCACAGGAGAUGAGGCACUUGCUAAUAAAAUCAUAGGGAAGUUCAAAACUUUUGGAAUGAGUACCUGGACUGAUGAGCACUAUGUGAAAAUCCAUGAGCCUAGUUCCUCAAAUAACAGAGUCCAGUUCCGUGGCAACGAUGUGGGAACAACUGAGGGCUACUUGGCAUACAGUGCAGUUAAAACAGUGCAGGGUGCAGCUCGGUAUGCCCAUUAUGGACGAGCAGAGGACUUCAGGCGCCUACAGGAGCUGAAUGUUGAUGUGAAUGGAAGGGUUGUCUUGGUCAGAGCUGGACUUUUAAGUUUCGCUGAAAAGGUUGCAAAUGCUGGUAGGUUGAAUGCUAGUGCUGUGCUAAUUUAUCCAGAUCCUGUAAACUACAGUAUUAGAGAAAACACUGCUCUUUUUGGACAUGUCCAUCUUGGCACUGGUGAUCCUUACACUCCAGGAUUCCCUUCCUUCAAUCAUACCCAGUUUCCCCCGGCUCAGUCUUCUGGUUUGCCCAGCAUUCCGGCCCAAACUAUAACCAUAGGACAGGCUGCUGAGAUCAUGAGCAAGUUAGGUGGUCGUCCUUCCCCUGAUGGCUGGAGUGAUGGGAUGCUUCGGAAUACCGUGUACAAUCUCGGCGAUGAUGGCGAUACUAUUACAGUUGAAGUAAACAAUGAUCUUGUUCAGAAAAAAAUCCACAAUGUGUUUGGAGUCAUUAAAGGUUAUACGGAUGCAGAUCGUUAUAUGGUGAUCGGAGCCCAGCGAGAUGCAUGGGGCCCUGGAUUUGCCAGAAGCACAGUUGGCACUAGUUUACUGGUGGAGUUGGCCAGAACUAUCACAGACAUGAUCAAAAAUGAUGGAUUCAAGCCAAAGAGGAGCAUCAUUUUUGCUAGCUGGAGUGCUGGUGAAUUUGGGAGCGUUGGGGCCACCGAGUGGUUGGAGGGCUACCUGACCUCCUUGAAUUUGAAAAUGUUUUCUUACAUCAGCCUUGAUGAAGUUAUUUCAGGGGCUGACUCUUUCAAAGCAACUUCCAGUCCACUGCUGUAUGACUUACUAGAGAGCACUAUGAAACAGGUCUCGUCUCCAGUUGAUGCAACCAAAUCCUUGCAUGAACAGUUUGCUGGAUCCAACUGGGAGAAGUCUGUAAUGGAGCCAAUGGGUUUGUCUCACUCUGUUUAUCCAUUCCAGACCUUCUCGGGCAUCCCGUCACUUUCAUUUCGAUUUACUUCGACUUCAAAGUCAUACCCUUAUGGAACUAUUGAAGAUACCGAACAAAAUCUGGAACGGUACACUUCCUACAACACUCUGAAACUCGCCAAGACCUCAGGUGAGGUGGUCGGACUGGUUACGCUUCGCCUGGUGCAUGACCACCUGCUUAAGAUGAAUGUAGCAAAGUAUACCGGUGUCAUCCGCAACUAUGUGUCUCAAAUCAGGUCUAAAGUUGAAUCACGCCAAAUGUCGGGCCGCCUUCCUUCAACUGUUACAAUGCAGUGGCUUCUAUCAGCUCAGGGGUCAUACAAUCGUGCUGCCACUGCCCUUCUUUCAGCCAUCCGGAACAGUGAUCUUGAAGACAUGGAGCAAUGUCGCAUCAUCAACAAUCGCAUUAUGAGGGUGGAAGGCAGUCUUCUCUCUCCCUAUGUGUCUCCGCGGCAGAGUCUAUUCCGGCACAUACUGCUUGGCUCUGGAUCACACACUCUGGCAGCUCUGGUGGAUCACCUUGAAGCUAUUAAAGGAGGGCUUGAAUCUGCUGACAUUGACCAAUUCAAGAAUCAGUUUGCUCUUGCCACCUGGACUAUCCAGGGCUGUGCCAAUGCAUUGGCAGGGGAAGUAUGGGAUAUGGAUAAUGAAAUUUAGACAAGCAGAUUUGGCUCAUUUCUUUAACUAUGUGAUAACUUUGAAUCAUCACUCAAGGAAAAAAAGGAAAAUUAAAGCAGAAAAUGAUUUUGGUGCUCUAUUAACACAAGUUUAUAGUUAGAGUUUUACCUCAGUAUUUACAGCAAUAGUUGACCCAAAAAUUUAACACGGUCAUCAUUUAUUCACCUUCAUAUGAUUGCAGUCCUCUCCUGUGAAACGCAAAAAAAAACAAAAAAAAAGAAAAAAGAAAAAGAUAUUUGAAGAAUGUAUUGGUCACUCUUCACCAAACUUUGAAAAGGCACAAGGGCAUAAAAUGAAAGUGUCUCAUAUUACUUGUGGUAUAAUUCGUCCUUUGAAUCCAUAAAGAUCAAAAUUCAUAAGGAGCUAGACUGACAUUGAGGUAACUAACCCUCUAUUCCUUUAAGAUCUAACAAAUUUGGAAAGUGUUACUAGUUUAUUUUCAACAUUUUCAGACUCCUUUUAGGAACUUCUUGCAUAAUACCUGAACAGUCUGAAUUUAAAGGAGUUUUUUUUUUUUUUUUUUCAUACAGCCUCCAGUUAGACAAUCAGCCAUUGUUUUGUUUGUAACUUAACUUACCUGUGAUCAUAAAACAUCUGGAAAGCACAGUAUUUUUUCCAAUUUUCUGGUAGGAUACGCUUUUUCAGGGGCUUUUCAGAUCAGUUCUGUCAAAUAAUAUAAAGAGGCUUUCCUGUGUGGCUCUGAAAUUUCUAUUUAUUAGUUUUUUAUUUAUCAGUGACAGGGAUCACUAUAAAUAUCAUUUUGUAACGCCUUUUUUAACAAAUGUAUAAUUAUCGGAAGCAGUGCCUUCCAUAAUUAUGACAGUUAUACUGUCGAAAUGUCAAAGCAGCAUCUGCUAUGGAGAUAACCUUGUUUUCAAAAGCUAUUUGCCAGAGACUACACAUUGUAUUUCUUAAAUGAUAGUUUAAAAAAAAGCUGUUAAAUUACUUGUAUGCAUCAGUCUUUGGUAUCCUCCUUUUGAAUCAAUGUUAUAACUGAUCCAGAAUCAUUAUCGGAAGCAGUGCCUUCCAUAAUGCAAAGAUGAUGGUAGUUUUUGCCUACCGAUGUGUUGAUAUCGAGGGCAGUGCCCCUCAUAUUUCACUGUGGUGUGGAUGUAAUUAUUGGGAACAGUGUUUCCCAUGAUGAUGUACAAAAUCAUCUAUUCACACACUCUUACCAUAGUAGUUAUCUAUUGUAAGUCAUGUAAUCUAUUGUCAGUUUUUCAUACACCAUCAAGUGCUGUUACCUUCUUUAGCCUUGGAUUAAUCAAAUGUGGAGUGGGUGAGGAUCACAGCAGAGAUUAAAAACUAUAAAAACAUUCUCUGUACGAUCCUGUCAUUGGCUUCUAUAAGAUUCUGUUCUGUUCUCUUAUUCGGUUUUUGUAUUUCUUUUGUUUUUGGUGUAUUUACUUAUUUGUGCCUUGUAGAUUAUGAUGAAGCUUCUAAAAUACUUUUUUUCCCCUUCUCUUUGUUCUUUUCUUUGUGUGUAUUUAACUUCACUCUUGCUGUUUUACUUGCAAAUCAAAGUGAGAUUAAAUUACAAACUAUUCAUCUGUUCA
Molecule: messenger RNA, 4048 nt
Organism: Labeo rohita (rohu)
Lineage: Eukaryota; Metazoa; Chordata; Actinopteri; Cypriniformes; Cyprinidae
Gene: tfr1a
Product: transferrin receptor 1a
Exons: 18
Coding region: 153-2471 (772 amino acids)
Biological process (GO): intracellular iron ion homeostasis; transferrin transport
Cellular component (GO): external side of plasma membrane
Molecular function (GO): transferrin receptor activity
Source: RefSeq, a predicted model, not a curated record